Dipodomys ordii (Ord's kangaroo rat) is the source of this 1394-nucleotide messenger RNA. RefSeq names its product prolyl 3-hydroxylase family member 4 (non-enzymatic) (gene P3h4). The annotation marks the transcript as partial. The record is from RefSeq and is a predicted model, not a curated record. Lineage: Eukaryota; Metazoa; Chordata; Mammalia; Rodentia; Heteromyidae. Gene Ontology annotation, molecular function: protein binding; collagen binding. Gene Ontology annotation, cellular component: endoplasmic reticulum. The transcript is spliced from 8 exons. Gene Ontology annotation, biological process: collagen fibril organization; peptidyl-lysine hydroxylation.
GACGGCUGGGCGCACGAGCUGCGGCUCUUCGGCCACGUCCUGGAGCGGGCCGCCUGCCUGCGGCGCUGCAAGCGGGCGCUGCCCGCCUUCCAGGUACCCUACCCGCCGCGGCAGCUGCUGCGCGACUUCCAGAGCCGCCUGCCCUACCAGUACCUGCACUAUGCCUUGUUCAAGGCUAACCGGCUGGAGAAGGCGGUGGCCGCGGCCUACACCUUCCUCCAGAGAAACCCAAAGCACGAGCUGACCGCCAAAUAUCUCAACUACUACCGGGGGAUGCUGGACAUCGCGGACGAGUCCCUCACCGAUCUAGAAGCCCAGCCCUACGAGGCUGUGUUCCUUCGAGCUGUGAAACUCUACAACAGCGGCGAUUUCCGCGGCAGCACGGAGGACAUGGAGCGCGCCCUGGCCGAAUACCUGACCAUCUUUGCCCGGUGUCUGGCUGGCUGCGAAGGGACUCACGAGCAGGUGGACUUCAAGGAUUUCUACCCAGCCAUAGCAGAUCUCUUUGCAGAGUCCCUGCAGUGCAAGGUGGACUGUGAGGCCAAUUUGACCCCCAAUGUGGGCGGGUACUUCGUGGACAAGUUUGUGGCUACCAUGUAUCACUACCUCCAGUUUGCCUACUACAAGUUGAAUGAUGUGCGUCAGGCUGCCCGAAGUGCCGCCAGCUACAUGCUCUUUGACCCCCAGGACAACGUCAUGCAGCAGAACCUAGUUUAUUACCGCUUCCACCGGGCUCGCUGGGGCCUGGAAGAGGAGGACUUUCAGCCCCGGGAGGAGGCCAGGCUCUACCACAAUCAGACCACUGAGCUUCGGGAGCUGCUGGAGUUCACACACAUGUAUCUGCAGUCAGAUGACGAGAUGGAACUGGAGGAGACAGAACUAGCCGUGAAGCCCGAGGAGCCCCCAUCUGAUGCUGAGUUUGAGGGGGAGGGAGACUACGAGGAAGGCCUCUACGCCGACUGGUGGCAGGAGCCAGAUGCCAAGGGUGACGAGGCAGAGGCUGAACCAGAGCCGGAACUGGCAUGAGAAUGGUGUUUCUCCAUCCCCGCUUCCCUUAAGAGCUCCGGAUGCCUGGGCAGCAGCAAGACCUAUUUAUUAAAAAUUUAAAAGUGGACACAGCUGGCCAGGCUCCCAUAAUGCCUCGCCUGGUGAGGGCUGUUCCCCAGACUCCAUCUUGCUUCUCCUGUAUCUCUGGACCACAGGAUGGGGACAGCGCUCCAGGCAGGCAAGGGAGCAGUGGUGGUCUCCCUUCCCUGCUGCUAUCCCCACCGCUGACUGGAAGUCUCAGCCUAAAUUGCUGAGGACAGUGUGGGGUCAAAAAGACCAUGGGACAUGGAGUUUUGGCACUCAAUAAAUGCCAGGGUAGGUGCUCAAUAAAAGUUUAUUGUUGGAUG